Messenger RNA from Colletotrichum paranaense, 2670 nucleotides. RefSeq lists its product as uncharacterized. The record is from RefSeq and is a predicted model, not a curated record. NCBI's taxonomy places the organism in Eukaryota, Fungi, Ascomycota, Sordariomycetes, Glomerellales, Glomerellaceae. The transcript has 6 exons. Bases 1 to 2670 code for a protein of 889 amino acids.
AUGUGGAAAAGAAAGGGAGAGAGCAAACGGGCUCCUCCUCCUCCGGAAGACGGCCAAGGCUCCACAUCCGCUUCCGCAUCCGGAAUCGCCGCAAACCCGGGAUCCGCUCUACCCGCCGCCUCGGCCCCUCCCUUGUCCCACGGUACCGCGCUCUCCGAUCCGGAUCUUUCCGUCCCAGCCGGCAUCGCCAUGGGUAUCAAUCUUGCCCUCCCGCCUGAAACCCCGAUUCCAUCAUCCUUCCCGACCCAAGACGCAUGUCUAGCGCACCUUCGCCUCUUAACAGCCUUCAACCGCCUCAAGACGGAAACAGGGUACCGCGAUGGUCUCUGGGAUAUUUGGGAUGCGCGGGCCGGUGCCACCAUUACUCCCAUGAAACACACCGAAACACGGAAUUGCGAUGGUGACAGCAGCGGCACGAAGAGCGAAGAACACAACCACAAGACCACCAAGAGAGCGCCAAUGGAUCCGGACACUGGAACCAAACCUGAACUCGACCUGGAUAUCUUAAUCAGACUCCGCGAAAAGAGGUGGGCAAUCUACCUCGGCCGCGCGGUAGACCGCUACGCAGCAUGGUGGCGGAGUUUCGGCCCAGACAUGCUCCUCGAGAGCGACAUGCUCGUCAUCGGGUCCAAACCUAGUCAGUCGUUAUCCUCGUCUAAUGGAGGAGAUCCAGCCGAGUGUCAAAGCAAGGACCAAGGCGAAGCCGAGCAUGAGACUGGGGAGAGUAGACAGCAUCGGAACCGGGCCCGUUAUGAAGGGUUCCCCGAGUCGAAACCGAUGGUUUGGCGCGAGGAGAUGCUGCCACCUCUAGAUGUGCUACUCGUUUGGCACGCGCAUAUGCUCAACCCGAGACUCUACCUUGAGGACUGCCUCCGCUACGGUCACAGCUCCCUCUGGGCAGCAGGAAUCCCCUGGUCCAUUGUCAACGCUGCCAUCAUCAGCCCAAGUUUUGAAUACGUCGUCUCGGACGCGUGUAAAGCACAUUGGGAAGCUGACACGAACCUCGCCUGGUACAACGAAGACGAUCCUGACGCCAAAGAUGUACCGUGCCCUGCGUGUUCUACCUUGGCUUCCAUCCCGUGGACGACGUGUGGAGUGUCGCGGAGCGAUUCGAGUGCAAAACAACUCGACAUCGUAGGCCAAGGCCUCGCCGACGGGCGACUAGCCCACGCCUGCCCCUCGUGCGGACUCAUGAUGACCCACGAAUCUCUUCGGGCAGCAAAACUUCGCGACGACAUUCAGGCUUCGAUACAAUCCAACCACGCCAUGCCGGGAACAACCCUCGACCUCGAUACAGGUCUACCGAAUCCUUUACAAUACGGCCCAGAUGAUACGUCAGGGGAAUGCCCAGACCGGCUCUUCCCCACCCGCCUGGCCCGUCGCGGGCUCUCGGAACACAUCCUCGAGAUGUUCAAGCCCAGAAACAAAACUGCCCCGAGCAUUAUGGCCGUGCGAGAUGCCAUGGAAGAGAGCUUUACAGGUAAAUUUGCAGAUCCCAAGAACUUACGUGAGGUGAUGAGUCGGCCCGGCCAAGAAAAUGUGACGGCCUUCCGUCUGAGUCUAGACGCAAAACGGCAGACGAGAAAGAUGAUGUCGCGUUACUGGGAGAACUCGUCGCCUUUCUCCAUUGACCUCGUAGGAUGUGUGAUGCGCCAAGCAACCUUUACUGAAAAGAUGUGCAAGCUCAACUGGUUGCACUUUCCUACAGCGCGGGAUAUCAUGGGAAAACUUUUAGAAAAGUAUGCCCGAUUCGUCGAGAUCAUCGCUAUUGCCUCGUCCACAGAGGACAAAGUUGCCGUCCCGACACUUGACGUCGACCUCGCGUGGCACACGCACCAGCUCUCUCCCCAGUCCUAUUUUGUCUUCACACUCGCAAAGACGAGGGCCUUUGUAGAUCACAAUGACAAAGUUGACGAGGAUCGACUAAGCACAGCCUUUGAGUGGACAAGUAAGACAUACCAGGAAAAGUACGGCGAGAUCUACUCGGAGUGCAAAUGCUGGUACUGCGAAACCGUCAGGGUGAUGGCCUUGCCCACGACCAAGAUGUUCGGAAUAGGCAAGGAGGAAAAGCAAUCAGCCACACUUACUUACCAAACCCCUGCUGAGCGUACAUGUACCUUAGUUCUCGAAGCAUGGCAUGCAGCCUCCAAGGCCAACAAUAUGCCCAUGCCGCCAGCCGCCGAGUCUGCGCAUAUCUCGUCGCAUCCGGCGGUCCACACCAACGAGACGACAGCGCAGCGGACAGCGACACGUCCAUUGCGUUCUGGGUUCAGGAAUAGACUGGAAGAAGCGCAUUCCAAGGCGCGCAAGAGGGCAAGCGAGACUUUCAAGGUGGACUCUGGCAAGCGCAUGGGACCUCGCGGUGAAGAUAAGACGUUAUUCUGGGGGAAAGAUAUCGCCGUGGACGGACCUUGGGCAUCGGUCGUGGCCGCCGUGACGACGAGCACCCUGUAUCCCGCUGGGCCAGGCUUCGCGAACAUGGGCGCCGGAGCUGUAGGCAGCUGCGCAACGGGAACGUGUGGAGGAGCUACUGGCUGCGGCUCCGAGCUGCUGGGCAUGUGCUCGGCAGGGUGUGUCGGGGUGAGUGGUCCUUCUUCGUUUGGUCAAGCUUAUUACGUUCCGCGGGAUAUCUCCCUCCCCUGCAAUCUUCUUAUCGCUGCCGAGGCUUGA